Messenger RNA from Brassicogethes aeneus, 1833 nucleotides. The record is from the annotation of a GenBank genome assembly. NCBI's taxonomy places the organism in Eukaryota, Metazoa, Arthropoda, Insecta, Coleoptera, Nitidulidae.
CGCAAGCAUAUUUGGAAAAUUUUCAAACGAUGCAAUCGCGGUUGCCUAGCGACCGGCGUUUGUUCAUUAUUUUGUAAUGGCGUUUACGGCUGUCAAAUCUGACAUUUUACUUGUUAUCUCGUAAAAUAAUGAUAACGUAACGUUUUAUUUGUAAAUUACACGGUACGUUUGUUGCGCCAGUGCCUGUUUUGUUUACCGAAGUGAUCAGUGUUUAUUUACUAUUCGGCCGAUAAUGUACCACCCAUUUUGCUCCUGAGUAGGAAGAUAUCAAUAAAUAUUAUGUUUUUUCGUGAGGGAGCCUUCAAAGGCCGGGUUAUUUUAUUAAUAUGGACACUGGAACAUUAGGGUCCAUGUUAACAAAAACCCAACGGCUAGUUCUGGGCUCUUGUGUCUUAAUUUUGGUCGAUGUCAUAUGGGUUUCAUCUUCAGAGCUUACAAAGUUCAUAUACAGCAAUGAAACAUUCGAAAAGCCCUUCUUUUGCACCUACAUCAAAACUUCAAUGUUCACCCUGUACUUAUUGGGCUUCAUAUUUUGGCCCCCAUGGAAAGACACGUGCACUAGACCCACAAAUUACGUUUACAUAGACCCAGAUCAAGAAGAUGACAAUUUUUAUGCAGAAACCAUUAGUAGCUUAAGCAACCCCGUUUAUAUACCUGUAAAAACCCCAGAGAGAGAAACUUUAGAUAGAAAUUCAGGGACUGAAAGCGAUGACUCUUCCGUGAGAUCUGUUAGGUUUAAUAAGUUGGCAGAAGUGAGACACAUGUCCGAGACGGAUGCUACGGAGGCUUUAUUAGCCAGGCUUUCUUACCAAGCGAGCUUAAGAGCGGGGGAAUUUGCUAAAAGGGCUGCCAUUAAGCUGCCAAUAUUUCGGGUAGCUAAAAUUGCUUUUAUAUUUUGCUUCUUGUGGUUUCUUGCAAAUUAUACAUACCAAGUAGCUUUAUCAGAAACAGAGGCUGGUAUGGUGAAUGUACUUUCAUCUACAUCCAGUUUGUUUACAUUAAUUUUAGCAGCUGUAUUCCCUUCAACAAACACAGAUAAAUUUACACUAUCCAAACUGUUGGCUGUAUUUUUAAGUAUAACAGGAAUUGUUCUGGUCAGUUUUUCUGAUUUAACUAUGGAAUCACAGGUUCCAAUGGGGGCUGUUUUGUCCUUGUUUAGUGCAUUUUUUUAUGCAGCUUAUCUUGUAUUUUUAAGAAGAAAAGUGGACCAUGAGGAUAAAAUUGAUAUUCCUCUAUUUUUUGGUUUCGUCGGUCUAUUCAACCUGCUCCUCCUCUGGCCGCUGUUCUUCUUCCUGCACUUCAGCGAGCUGGAGACGUUCGAGUGGCCGACGCGCGAGCAGAUGACGUUCUUGCUCCUCAACGGGCUGCUCGGCACCGUGAUAUCCGAGGCGCUGUGGCUGUGGGGCUGCUUCCUCACCUCCUCGCUCAUGGCCACCGUGGCCAUGAGCCUCACCAUCCCCAUGACCAUGAUGGCGGACGUGGUGCUCAAGCGGGUCGCGUACCCGGCGCUGUUUUACGGCGGCACGCUUCCCAUGCUGUGCGCCUUCGUCGCCGUCGCCUUGCUCAGUCACCGGGAGCACUGGGACCCUGUUUUUGAUGUUCUAAGCUGCGCCUUUAGUUACGUUUGCCGUCGAACCAGAGGACCACGUUUUAGGUUCAAUGAUAUACCUUCAGAACAAACUGAAGCACUUAUUGGCAUAAACAGCAAUGAACAUGAAGCUUAAUCAAAAAUUAAAUUUUUUAUGUUAUACCUACUUUAAAAUUUUCCAAAACGUACUUUUUUGGUGCUUUUAAACAUUGUGAUUUUUUAUAAUUUUAAGUAUUAUUAAGUUU